Aspergillus fischeri NRRL 181 is the source of this 7038-nucleotide messenger RNA. RefSeq names its product putative nonribosomal peptide synthase (gene nrps7). Gene Ontology annotation, biological process: secondary metabolite biosynthetic process; amino acid activation for nonribosomal peptide biosynthetic process. Gene Ontology annotation, cellular component: cytoplasm. NCBI's taxonomy places the organism in Eukaryota, Fungi, Ascomycota, Eurotiomycetes, Eurotiales, Aspergillaceae. Gene Ontology annotation, molecular function: phosphopantetheine binding; catalytic activity. Bases 1 to 7038 code for a protein of 2345 amino acids. The record is from RefSeq and is a predicted model, not a curated record. The transcript has 2 exons.
AUGGCCCCAUACAUCGAUACGCAAGAUGAUUCUCCCUCGUCGCUAGACGCCUUUUCACACGUUCAGCCUCCCAAGGAUACCAAUGUUGCAUUCCAGUACUGGGAAGAGCUCUUUCGCAGCGUCGGAUCACAACCGCGGCUGGCAUGCCUGCCUCUGGACCACCAAUGGCCUCGUGCGGAAACGACAGUACUGGCCUCCGACGGCCUGCUGGAGGCAGCCAUGACGUUCGGCCGUGCACACAAUAUCAGCCUGGAGGACUUGAUAUACGCCGUAUGGGCUAUCGUUUCUGCGAGGCAAACGGUUAGCGGCCAAUCCACGGUCCUGUUUACCGUCACUGGCCGCAGCCAACCCAGCGCCAAACAAGAUACUACAGAGAAUGGAGGAGCCGAACAGCACUACCCCCUGGUUCUAUCCGUGCCUGAGGAUGUGGAUGUUCUCUCGUGGGUUCGUCAUGUGGGCACCGCUGCAGCCACAGCUUCUGCCCUGUCAUACAUUGGAUACGAUCGAAUUAUGGAGAGAGCCUCGGGAAUGCGCCCCCAAGUGAAAGUGUCAGUGACUUUCGAGGAUGAUAGCCACGACACGAUGGCUCCAGAUGAUGACUUCCCCUUGGUAUUCAACAUCAUCGCAUCGGCCAGCCUGAAACUCAGCAUGCGGCACAACGCUACCGUCCCAAGGGGGGAUGUUCGAGCUCUACUGGAUCGCUUUGCAGUAAUGCUACAACGGGUGACAGAGAACCAUGACGCCAAAGCCUCGUCAGUCGAUAUCAUGCCUCCAGCUGAAAGACAGCUACUGCUCGACUAUGGCAAAGCCCCCCUCAAGCCGAAAAGCGGUAUGGUUCAUUCUCUGGUCGAGGAACAAGCAAAAGUGAGGCCGGAUGCAGCUGCAGUACAGUUUGAGACAGAAUCCCCACUCACGUACUCUGCCCUGAACAAACGGUCAAAUCAGCUAGCCCGCCAGAUCCGCCAAUAUGGUGCCAAAUAUAUUGCCGUACACCUGCGCAUGUCUACCGACUUUAUCGUGGCACUUUUGGCUAUUCUGAAAUCUGGGGCAGCAUACGUUAUCUUAGAUCCUGAUGCUCCCGCUGCCCGGAAAUCAUUCAUCCUCGAGGACCUCCAGCCUGGCCUGGUCCUGGUCGAUCACAAUACCGCAGGUGAGCUGGAUAACGAGGUCCAGAUUGCAAAUCUACUGUCUCAGUCCUCCAGCCAUGAUACCGGUGAUCUCCUGCAUGUCCAGGACCCAAGCAGCGUUGCAUACGUGAUUUACACGUCGGGGUCUACGGGGAAACCGAAACCGGUACUGCUCGAGCACCAAGCUGCCUUUAACGGCCUGUUGGCCUUUCCGCCAGUUGUAGGACUUCGCCAGCUGCUCUUCUUCAAUCCAGCCUUUUCGGCGGCGCAGAGAUCCAUUUGGGCCACUCUCGCUGUCGGUGGAUGCCUGUGUCUCGCCAGCAAAGAAAAUCUUACCGUCCAUACGGCAAAGAUGAUCAAUACCAUGGAUAUUAAUUCGGUCGAUAUGACCUCGUCUGCGGCUGCGUUGAUAUCGCCGGAUGAUGUGCCGUCGCUUCGGCGCAUGGUGCUGGGAGGCGAGAUGGUCAAUCCCGCUGUCAUUCCGACAUGGGAACAUCGAGUCGAACUUCUCUCGUCCUACGGCCUCAGUGAAUGCACACAGCUCAACUGGCGUCAUCGCUUGCAAUCCAAUGUCAGCUCCCGCAUGAUCGGGCAACCAUUUGACACGACGACCUCCUAUAUCCUCAUUCCUGGCACCACGGAGCUUGCGCCUCUACUGGUCCCCGGCGAGCUGUGCCUCGGCGGUGCUCAACUUGCCAGAGGAUAUUUACACCGCCCUGAGGAGACAACGAAGCGGUUUAUCCCGAACCCUUUUGGGAAAGGCAGAUUAUACCGAACGGGCGAUAUGGCUGUCCGCCACGCCGACGGGUCGGUCGAGUUGGUCGGGAGGAUCGAUUUCCAGGUUAAGAUCAAUGGGCACCGGGUCGAUCCCGGCGAGCCCAAUUCGAUUAUUCAAGCCAUCGAGGAAGUUGAAGACUCGGCCGUCGUUCCGGCUUCAGUGAACAACAGGACGGUGCUUGUCGCUGCGGUCGUCAGUCGUCCCGACACUGAAUGGGAGGCUCUUGUCGGAAAACUUCGGCCAUUCCUGGCUGCCAGGCUUCCACUCUACAUGGUUCCACAGUUCUGGGUGUCCAUGCCGGCAUUGCCUGUAAACGCAAACGGAAAGGUUGACAUGAUGGCAAUCCGUAAGACGGUGGAGGCCCUAGGGGAGUCCGGCCAGCUGCUUCCCGAACGGUCUCACCUGGGAUUAAAGGAAGAAAGCGACUUGACUGACAACGAGAAGGCGAUCCGGAGCUUAUGGGCCAAGGUUCUGCCACUCUCGGAGUCGGAGAUCUCCCUUGAAGAUUCCUUCAUCUCACUGGGCGGUACAUCGCUUGAAGCUAUUCAGGUCGUGUCACAACUCCAGGUACUCCACGGACUCAGCCUCCGGGUCGAGGAUAUACUUCUUGGUGAGACGCUGUCCCAAGUUGCAGCCGCCGUGCAACCACAGCUUGCAGAGGAGAAAGCCGAUAAUGAUACCAGCUCUUCUGCGCUAUUCCAAGUGGCACCAUCCAUUGAGAGCCUCGGUAUCAGCAUCUCCGGCAUAGAAGACGCCUUUCCUGUGACCCCUUUCCAAGAAGCGGCCAUUGCAAACACGAUGAUGGGCGGUACAAGUUAUAUCUACAGUCGCUCCUACAGCUUUGAGGGCUACAGCCAGGAUGAUGUCAAGGCCGCCUUCGAGACCCUGAUGAAGUCCGACGGUUGGCUGCGUACAACAUAUGUCCCUCAUGGAACCUCCUUCCUCCAGGUGGUGAAGAAAACUGCCGAUCUCCCUUGGGAGACGUCUGACAUGGACAUGACCGAGUACAUGCAGAAACAGACGUCCAAGGCGAUGCAUCCUGGGGAGCUUUGGUGGAAUGCGGCGGCCUUGCCUAACGACGUCCUCGUCAUCACCGCUCAUCAUGCGCUUUUUGAUUUCUGGUCCAACGAGUUUCUGACCCAGGACCUCACCUCUGUGCUGCAAGGGACGCCCCGGAUCCAGCGACGUGGGUUCCGUCCCUACGUUGAGUAUCUCCAACAACAUGACGCCGUCGCCAUGCAAAAGUUCUGGCAAGAGUAUCUCGACGGUGCUGUGCCUAGCCGCCUUGGUUCCCAGGUUGCCCCAGAAAACACUGUUGCUGCCGAGGUACACUGUGACCUGAAGAGCACCGCAUCGCAGCGCAGGGUCACACCAGGCGUUCUUCUGUACGCCGCGUGGGCCAUUGUUCUUGGCCUUGCCAACUCGACCGAUGAUGUGGUCAUGGGCGUGACCUUUUCCGGGCGAGAUGCCCCCGUUACAGGUGUCCUUCAAAUGAGCGGCCCUACUCUCAUGGUCGCUCCGCUGAGGGUCAAGGUCAACAAGUCUACACCAUUGGACACCUACUUGGAAAAUGUUCAGUCCAAUCUCUGGGCCGUCGCCAGCAAUGCGCCGUAUGGGUUGAGGAAGAUCCUGAAGGCUAGUGGCCAGCCGAAAGAUCUCUUUGAUACGAUGGCAAACUUCUUAAUCAAAAUCCCCGCAUCCACGCCUGCUGGAGGACUAAGGCAGCUGCCCGAGAGCAAUCUGGGAACGGUUGAAUAUAGCAAAGUUGAACUUCGCAACGAGAGCUUGAACCGCGUGACUCUGACCUCCACAUUGGAACCGGGGUAUGCUCAGGCUCUUGCAGAUACCCUCGCGGCCGUUUUAGACGCAGCAUCUGAUGGACCGGUGACCAAACUUGAGGAGUUCAAAUUGGUGCAACCGGUACCCAGGCUCAUGGAUAGGCUCGAUGAUCCAGUGGGCGAUGUGCCCGUUUCCGGGGCGCAAACUAUCAAGGUCGAAGAUCGGGUAGAGAGUCCAGAUGGCGAGCUAGCCCACUCUGCGUUGCAGAGAAUUGCCGCGUCCCAUCCGUCCUGGACGGCGGUCGAGGACAUCUCUGGAGCGCGGAUUACUUAUGCGGGAUUAGCUAUCAAAAUGAACCAACUUGCAGGUUGCUUGAGGAAACGGGGCCUGGAGCUGGAGCAGAUCGUCCCCAUUAUGCUCGAAAAGUCGAUCAACACCAUUAUCGCCAUGUUUGGCAUCCUUGUUGCUGGAGGUGCCUUUUUGCCCCUUGGCCCAGAAAAUCCCCGGGAAAGAAACUUGGGAAUCCUCGAAGACUGCGGUGCCAAACUCGUCAUCACCGAUAAAUUGAAUGCGGAAUUCUUCAAGUGCACCUCCUAUGAAGUAAUCGUCAUCGAUGCCAUCGCAUGGGACACAAUUCCUCUCCAACGGCAAAUUGUGCCUGGGCUUAAUCCAAAUAGCCUUGCCACGGGCAAGCCAAAGGGGACACUGAUACCCCAUAGCGCCAUUGUCGCGGCCCUGGAAGGUAUACUUUAUGCUACGACCCAGGACAACUCCCGAAGGAUAAUGUGGUCGCUAAACUACACUUUCGACGGUUCUUUCUAUCCUCUCUUUCCGACUCUGGCAACUGGCCGCACGCUGUGUGUCGCUCCACAGAACACCAUCGUCGGCAACCUCGCCGAAGUCAUCACCAAGAUGAAGGUAGACCAAAUCAACCUAACACCCACCAUGGCCAGCCUUGUUCACCCGGACGACGUGCCGACUCUGGAGAUUCUAGCCACGGGAGGGGAGCCAGUCACGCACAACAUGCUCAAUGUCUGGGCGCCCCGCAUCAAAGUGUACACCUCGUAUGGCCCUACGGAGGCGACUAUCUGCGUUACGACUCGGCAAGUCACUCCAGACAUGAACAUUCGCAACGUCGGCCGCCCGUUCCCAAACACCACCGCACUCAUCCUUGACCCGGACACAAUGGAGGAACUGUCGUCUGGCAGCGUUGGGGAGCUCUGCAUUGCCGGUCCUCAGCUGGCCAGAGGUUACUUGAAUCGCCCUGAGGCGACGAACAAGGCCUUCCAGGGUACUUCCGAUCGACGGUUCUAUCGAACUGGAGACCUUGCUCGAUUGCUGCCCAACGGUGAAAUUGAGCUAUUUGGACGCAAAGACGACCAGGUCAAAAUCAACGGGCACCGAAUGGAACUUGGUGAAAUCGAGAGCGUUAUCAGGCAGACGAAUGUCUUCAGCCAGUGCGCCGUCAUUGCCGCAACUGUCCUCAAGAAAAAGCAGCUCGUCGCAUUCUGCUCUUCAUCAGUCCAGACACCGGGCGAGGCAGCAGGGGAAGACCUGCUCCUGGCCCCAACUGAGUUGCCCGGGGUUGAUCAAAUUAAAGCGCAACUGACCACUCUUCCGCAGUAUAUGGUCCCUACAAUAUGGCUUCCUGUCUCCAAACUCCCCAGUCUUACCUCGGGGAAAAUCGAUCGGAAGCGACUGACAGCCCUGGUUGAAGGCAUGGCUGACAGCGUACUGAAAAGCUACCUGCCGCAUUCCGAGACAUCGGAGAUCAACUCAGAAGCAGAGCGGGAAUUGCAGUCGCUAUGGUCUGCUCUGUUUGACACCCCGGCCGAGGAUAUCCACGCCAAUUCGACCUUUCAUGCACUCGGUGGGGACUCCAUCUCUGCAUUGAACCUGGGCAGUAUGCUUCGUCGGCGCGGAUACAAAAUACAGAUCAACGAUAUCCUGUCCAGCUCCACGUUGCGGGAACAAGCCGCGCUCAUGGUCAAGGACCAACCUAAUGAUGACAGCACUGCUGCUGAGACUGUCCAGCAACUGGUGUACCGGCCAUCUGAACUUGUGUACCAACGCCUCGAGCAAAUUGGUGUCUCCAAAAACGAUGUGGAGGACAUCUAUCCUUGCAGCCCGGGCCAAAUUGAGUUCUUCACGCAAGGAGAGAAGCCUGACCGGUUCUGGCAGCUGAUGGCCGUUCGCACGCUACCCGACGGCUUGGAUUUUGAUCGUUGGAUCUAUCUGACAACUCAGCUCACGAAGAAUAACCAGAUCCUGCGCGCUCUGUACCUGCAGACCGACUCCCAGAAUGCGCAGACGCUGGUCCAAGUGGUGCUCAAGCACCCCGUUCUCAAUCUCGUCUAUCGAUCCUACCGCACGGAGGAAGAAAAGCAGAGCAUAUUGGAAGCCGAGUGGCAAAGACCGUUUGAUCCGGCAAAGCCAUUCGUACGGUACACGUUGCUUGAGGACUCCCAGGGCACACGCCACCUGGUCAUCAACCUGCAUCAUUCCUCCUACGACGGGACCCUCCUUCACAUUUUUGACGACCAAUUCCAGGCCCUCAACCAGAACCAGCCCAUCCAGCAGCCAACACCGUUCAAAGACUUUAUUACGCACUUCCUGCGCACCCCGAAGCAGCCGCAGCUCGACUACUGGACCCGCCUCCUUCAAAACCACUACUUCGACUUCCCAUCCACCGUCACCGAACCAAAGCUAUCCAGCACCGAGGUAGCAAAAAUUGACGCGUCCCUGGGCAUCAAUGACCUGGCCAGCUCCACGGGGGUAACGGCCCCAAUCGUGUUCCAGACGGCCUACUCUCUCCUCCUGGCCCACCUCAGCGGCGCACGGGACGUGAUCUACGACAAUCUGGUGACGGGGCGAAACGUCGCCCUCGACAACCCGCAGCUCAUCAAUGGGAACUGCGCAAACUUCCUGCCGUACCUUUCGUAUGUGGCGGAUGAUAUGCCAAUUGAGACCCUGCUCCGGUCCACACAGGCGGACUUCUGGGCGUCGACGGAGAACGGCCUGGUGUCGCUCGGUGAGAUAUAUGAGGCUCUGGGUCGCGAUCGGUCCACUGCCGCCGCCAAAUGUCUCUUCUGCUUCCAGCCAUUCGAGCCGGUCACCGCUCAGCAGGAUCCCAUGCGCUGGGUGGUCAUGAAGAUGAGCAAGAACCGGAUGACUUUCAACUAUGCCAUCCAGAUGGAGGUGGUCAAGGCGGCGGCCAAGGGCGAGUAUCUUGUGCGAUUCGGCUAUGAUGAGAGAGCGUUCUCGGCUGAGGAGGCUCGGACGGCGUUGGCAUGGUAUACUCGGUGUUUGGAUGGCAUGGUGAAAAGCAAGGUGAUCGGGGAGCUGGGGGUCUAG